GGGGGUGGGCGGAGGGGGUCGGUCUCCGGCCCCCAGUCCGGGCCCCGGCCCUCGGCCGGGCUCAGCGUCGAAGGGGGUCGGUCGGUGGGUCGGGGAGGCCCCCCUGGGCUGGGCCGGACCCCGCAGGAUGGGGACGGUCCUGUCUCUGUCUCCCGCCUCCUCGUCCUCGGGCCGGGGCCGGCGAGGUCCGGACGAGAAGAAGAAGGGGGCCGGGGGUCCCGAGGGGGGCUCGGCGGCUCUGCCGUCGGGGAAGGUGGGGAAGGGGGACGGCCGGCUGAAGAGGCCGUCGGUCCUGCUGUCCGCCCUCACCUGGAAGCGACUCGUGGCCGCUUCGGCCAAGAAGAAGAAAGGCGGCAAGAAGGCGACGCCCAAGCCCGCCUCCUCCGGGCCGGACUCCCUGGUGCAGCAGCGCAACCGGGAGAACCUCCGCAAGGGCCGGGAGGCCGAAGGGGGCCCCAAGCCCCUGGCCGUGCCCGUGCCCACCGUGCCCCCCGCCGACCCUCCCCCUCCGCCCCCUCCCCCUCCGCCCCCUCCUCCCCCUCCGCCCCCGGCGCCCCCGGCCUCCCCCGGCUCCGGGGGUCGAGAGGGGGGCUCGGGGAAGACGCCCCCGGCCCCGGGGGGCUCCCCGCGCCGGGUGGUGGUGCAGGCCUCGACGGGCGAGCUCCUGCGCUGCCUGGGCGACUUCGUCUGCCGCCGGUGCUACCGGCUGAAGGAGCUGAGCCCGGGCGAGCUGGUGGGCUGGUUCCGAGGCGUCGACCGCUCCCUGCUGCUGCAGGGCUGGCAGGACCAGACCUUCAUCACCCCCGCCAACCUGGUCUUCGUCUACCUCCUCUGCCGGGAGGCCCUCCGCGGGGACGAGCUGGGCUCGGCCGCCGAGCUGCAGGCCGCCUUCCUCACCUGCCUCUACCUCGCCUACUCCUACAUGGGCAACGAGAUCUCCUACCCGCUCAAGCCCUUCCUCGUGGAGCCCGACAAGGAGCGCUUCUGGCAGCGCUGCCUCAGGCUCAUCCAGCGGCUCAGCCCCCAGAUGCUCAGGCUCAACGCCGACCCGCACUUCUUCACCCAGGUCUUCCAGGAUCUCAAGAGCGAGGGCGAGGUGGGCGCCGGGGUCGGGGGCCCGGGGGUGGGGGUGGGGGUCGGGGGCGGGGCUGCCGCCGCCAAGCACUGGACUAUCAGUUUGGAUCGCUAG
This is a messenger RNA of Ornithorhynchus anatinus (platypus), 1189 nucleotides long. It is a transcript of the gene CDK5R2, whose product is annotated as cyclin dependent kinase 5 regulatory subunit 2. Gene Ontology annotation, biological process: activation of protein kinase activity; brain development; positive regulation of cyclin-dependent protein serine/threonine kinase activity. Gene Ontology annotation, cellular component: cytoplasm; protein kinase 5 complex. The record is from RefSeq and is a predicted model, not a curated record. Gene Ontology annotation, molecular function: cyclin-dependent protein serine/threonine kinase activator activity; protein kinase binding. Bases 128 to 1189 code for a protein of 353 amino acids. Lineage: Eukaryota; Metazoa; Chordata; Mammalia; Monotremata; Ornithorhynchidae. The transcript has a single exon.